CUUCCUCCAGAACUGCGCGACAUGAUUCUCGACUUCCUCCACGACGACUGCCCUGCGUUGAAAUCGUGUAGUCUCGUUUCUGGCGUUUGGCUCCCGACGACUAGGUCGCAUCUUUUCCGUUCCAUCCAAAUUCGAUCCACCGAAUCCUGCGUCGAAUUC
This is a messenger RNA of Laetiporus sulphureus 93-53, 159 nucleotides long. RefSeq lists its product as uncharacterized. The transcript has a single exon. The record is from RefSeq and is a predicted model, not a curated record. The annotation marks the transcript as partial. NCBI's taxonomy places the organism in Eukaryota, Fungi, Basidiomycota, Agaricomycetes, Polyporales, Laetiporaceae.